Silurus meridionalis is the source of this 5481-nucleotide messenger RNA. RefSeq lists its product as uncharacterized. The coding region runs from base 3500 to 4363 and encodes 287 amino acids. The record is from RefSeq and is a predicted model, not a curated record. NCBI's taxonomy places the organism in Eukaryota, Metazoa, Chordata, Actinopteri, Siluriformes, Siluridae. The transcript has 2 exons.
UCAUACUUUUAUUUUAUGUGACUUUUAUUUUGACAUCAUGCCAUUUCCAGGGGGGAUUAAUCUCUCCACGCACACACUUACGCUCACGCUCUCACUUGUUCAAUAGAAGGCACGUGAAGUCAUGUUACAAGACGAUACAUGUUUAGAGCCAGAUAUUGUAAAAUAUUACUGUAACUUUUAACUAAAGGUGUUCUUUGAAGUGUUAUACCUUUCAGUGCUUGAUUUGUUUGGCAGAAAUAAUUUAAGAAUAAUUUAUGAAGUUUCUAGCUAGCUCUCCAACGUCUAAGUUAAGUUAAUGGCGGCAGCUUUCUCUGGAGUACCACUCUCUAGCACCCUUUGAUAUGCGGAGCGAGUUUUCACGGUGUUGGUGCUAUGCACACUCGUCUGAAUUAAAGUACACCCGUCUGGAAACACUCCCAAGCCUGUUUAUUCUAAGUCGAAGGGCUGCUACAGUGAAAACUCGUCGCUCGAUGUGGAGUGAAACUCAACUCGACGUUAGAAGGACUGCCAUCCGCUAUUCUGUGUACAAGACUGCCACCUGCUGUUCACACACCCUCACUUCAACCGGCACUCAGGCAAGAUCGGUCUAUUACAGUUAUGCUGAUUGCUGCAUAAAAUCAAGGGGACUCUUUGAUUGCGAACAGUGAUAUUUAUGUAAUGAACUUAAGUCACCUUUAUAAACAAUAUACUGUACAUGUUUGAUGCUCUAAAUUAAUCAUACAUUUGAAAGAUGAAUUCAAAGAUAGAGAAGGGUGAUAAAAAAAAAAAAAAAACUAUUGAACAAAUUGAACCUGUUAAUGUAAAUUCAUUCACGGGUAAAUCUGUAUUAUAGCAUUCAUUGCUAAGCUGUUUGUGUGUUAGCCUACAUUUUGUUGAUGAUAAUCGCCCCCAGUGCAGUUUGGUAUUUGUUGAGUUAUUUAGCUAUAUUUCAGUAAUUAAACUAUAGUUUAGUAGUUCAAUAUAACCAAACAGCAACACAACUUCAAAAAUGUCACUUAAUGGAGAAGAAGUAGAUAGCACACAUAACCCACUCACAAAAACAGAUAACCCACAGCCAGUCAGGUCUAGUUCCCGUGAAAGAACAUUUACAGAAAAGGGAUUUGAGAUGCACAAACAGGAAGCCAUUAGAAAGAAUUCAUGAGAGCUUAUGGCUACUGGAAAGAGGUGGCAGGAAAGGUUAGGACCGCACUAAAAUCAUUCUGUUCUCAAGAUGAACUAAAUAAAAUCAGAGAAGAAAUCCAAAGUCAACACAGUGCAGUAAGUGAAUGUUAUGAGCCCAUCCAACGCAACCACAAUGCUACCCCAGACAUUGUACCAAAAAUGGAUGCUUGUAUAGCACUCACUGCAGAGAUCAGCGAAAUAAUAAGGCAGCGGCUAGAAACUGUAGAUGAGGCCUUCAAUACAGAACUUGAGAAACUACGAGUGAGGAUGGCACUUAAGAAGGAUGAGUAUGGAUCUAUCUUCGGACAUACAAGGACAGAUACUGUACUCUCUCUAUCAGAAAAUUCCAUCCACUCACAGGGCUCAAGCAAACAUGCAGAUGCGGGAGCAGAACUCGCAGCUCAACAAUAAAGGAUUAAAGCAGUAUAUCAAAUACAAGCUCAAGAAGAAGUUCUUAGCAAGUUAGAAGAAGAGAAGCAGCUAGUUCUUAAAAGGUUAGAAGAAGAAAGGCAAGUAGCUCUUAAAAGGUUAGAGGCAAAUAUGCGUCAGGAAAAGAAAAGACUACAGCAAAUUCAAGCAGAGUCAGAAGUAAGAAUAGCGGAGGCGAGAGUAAACGCAUACGAGAGCCUCGAACAUGACUCCAAAGACUGGCUAAAAGAGACUGAUCUCACAGUUGAAUUCAAAAGCCAGCUCAAUCCAAGGGCCAACGCAUACCUCCACAAGCACACGCCAAUGCGCUAGCAUCUCCUGAGAAGGACAGCCUUACCCAAGCACUCAUUAACUCACUCAGUAUGAAUCGCCUGCCUGCUCCUGAGCCACCAAAGUUCUCUGGCGAAGCCCUAAAGUAUGUAGACUGGAAGAUGUCCUUCAUGGCCCUCAUAGACCACCAGCCUCUCCCAGCUCAUGAAAAAAUGUUCUACUUAAAAACCUAUCUGAGCGGAGAAGCACGUAAAGCUGUAGAGGGAUUCUUCUAUAGAAACUCUGAAGAAGCAUAUCAGGGGCCUUAAAGGUCCUGGAAGAAAGGUACGGAAACCACUUCAUUGUGCAAAUGGCCUUUAGAGACAAGCUCAUGAAAUGGCCCAAUAUUGGUACCAGUGAUCCCGCUGCACUUCGAGAGUUUGCUGACUCCCUGCAAGGAUGCGUUGAAGCGAUGCCUCAUGUGAAGGGAUUGGCCAUUUUGGACGACUGUGAAGAGAACCACAAGUUGCUGAAGAAAUUACCUGACUGGAUCACACGCAGAUGGAGCAGAAUCGUCACGGAAAGGUUAGAUGAAUCCGGGGAUUACCCAAGCUUUUCCUGUUUCACAAGGUUCAUCCAGAAGGAGGCUCGGAUAGCCUGUAACCCUGUCGCCUCUCCACUUCUGAUCAAGGCUACAGAUGACAGGCAGUCCAAAAAAACUAGAGCACUUCACACAAACAGUUAAAGGAACAAUCCCACGGAAAGGGUUGAGAAAGUGUUCAACACCAAGUCAAGGCCACCUUGUCCUAUCUGCCAAGAUAAGAUGCACGGCGUCGUGAAGGGCCCUACCUUUGCAGCAAAAUCCCUGGAAGACAAGAAAGCCAGCAUACGGGAAAACAAUUUGUGCUACGGAUGUUUGAGAAAGGGACAUAACAGUAAGGAUUGCAAAACGCGACACACUUGUGUCAUAUGCGGCAGACGUCACCCCACCUGUCUACAUGAAGCGAGAGAGAACCGAUCUGUGGAAUCAAAAGAGAAACAGUCCACUUCCACAGACAAAGUCAAAGAUCAAAGUGACGUCCCAUGCAGUGACGCAGCGCGUCUUCGCCACAUCAAGCAUUGUCCCUGUUUUCAUGUAAUCUGUAAAUGAACCACAGAAAGAAGUUGUAAAGGGUGCUCUUCUAGACACGCAGAGUGACUCGACAUUCGUCUUGGAAGACUUACUCGAAGAGCUGAACGUGGAGACUAAACCAGUACAGCUCAAACUAAGCACCAUGACAGCUGUUGACACACCCAUAGCCAGCAAAAGUGUCUAUGGUCUACGAGGACAGGACUACAGUCUGAAAACCAGAUUCAGCUACGCCAAGCCUACACCCGUGGCUUCAUCCCGGUUGACAAGUCCUACAUUCCGACUUCCAAAACAGCGCUGCUCUGGCCUCACCUAAAGCAUCUAGCGAACAAACUUCCGCUGCUGAAGGACUGUGAGGUGGGACUGUUAAUUGGAAGUGAUUGCCCGUUGGCGUUAGCCCCCCAGGAAGUCGUCACAGGAGGCGAAAAUGAUCCAUUCGCCCAGAGAACGGAACUUGGCUGGCGUAUAGUAGGCUCAUCCAAUCCACAUCUGGAUCGCCAGGGAAACCAGAGAUUCAUCCAUCGAGUGACAAUGAAGGAAAUACCUGCGCCAUCAACCAACGAUGUGCUGAAGGUCUUGGAAUCAGACUUCAAUGAAAGGAAGUAUGCAGACAAAGACAAGUAUGUGUCUCAGGACGACGUUCGCUUCAUUCAGCUUCUGAGUGACAACAUAAUUCAAAGGAAAGAUAGACACUAUGAAAUGCCCCUCCCUUUCAAGAGCACAGAGCUUCCUCUGCUACCAGACAACAAGAAGCUGGCAACAGUUCGACUGCAGCACUUAAAGAGAAGAUUGAAAAAUAACGAGCGGUAUAAAGAACAGUACAAGGCCUUCAUGAAGGAUAUGAUAAAGAAAGGUAACGCAGAGCCAGCCUCUCCUGUGACAGGACAGAAAACUACGUGGUACAUACCACACCAUGGGGUGUUCCACCCCAAGAAGCCAGAGAAGCUAAGGGUCGUCUUUGACUGUUCAGCGAAGUUCCGUGGCAUCUCACUAAAUGAUACUUUGCUAACAGGUCCUGAUCUGAUCAACUCUCUCCUUGGAGUGCUAUGUCGUUUUAGGAAAGAGGCCGUAGCCAUCAUAUGUGACAUCGAGAAAAUGUUCCACCAGUUUUACGUUUCUCCUGAACUACAAAACUACUUACGGUUUCUCUGGUGGGAAGAUGGAGACCUCGAAGCAGAGCCUCAAGAGUAUCAAAUGGCUGUCCACCUAUUCGGCGCCACUUCGUCACCCGGAUGUGCCAACUUUGGUCUGAAGUACUUGGCACGUCAACACAAGGGAGAGUAUCCAUCAGCGUCAGCCUUUGUUGAAAGGAACUUCUACGUCGAUGAUGGGCUUAUCAGCGUCCCCUCUGUAGAAGAAGCAAAGGAGUUGAUUGCUGAAGCACGAGAGUUGUGAAAGAGAGGAGGUUUGCAUCUACACAAGUUCAACUCAAAUGAAAGGUCAGUUCUGGACUCUGUGGACCCAACUGAGAGAGCAGUCACAUCUGAACCCCUCAAUCUGGACCUAAAUGCAGCUCCAGCAGAACGUGCUCUUGGUAUUCAGUGGUCCCUUGAACAAGACACCUCCAGCUUUAAUGUAAACCCUCAGACCAGGCCCUCCACACGUCGUGGCAUCCUAUCCGUCAGUCCUUGGGCUUCCUACGAUCCAGUCAGAUUCGUGGCUCCAUUUAUCUUAACCGGAAAGUGCAUCCUCCAGGAGCUGUGCCAUCGAGGCAUUGGCUGGGAUGACCCACUUCCCGAAGACUUAAGUCCACGGUGGGAGAGAUGGAAGAGUGACCUACAAGGGCUGAAGGAAGUCUUAAUACCGAGAUGUUACCAACCACAAGGCUUCUGCAAAACGGUCACAAGGGAACUCCACCACUUCUCGGAUGCCAGCAAUAUAGGAUAUGGCUCGUGUUCCUAUCUGAGAAGCAAGAAUGAAGAUGGUGAAGGUUACUGCAGCCUCGUGAUGGCAAAGGCUAGAGUUGCGCCUACAAAACUCACAAGCAUUCCAAGAUUGGAACUUUCAGCAGCAGUGGUCGCUGCAAGAUCAAGUGUCAUGCUGAGAAACGAGCUUGAAAUGUCGACCCAAGAAGAAUUUUUCUGGACUGACUCCCAAGUUGUCCUGGCUUAUAUCAAUAAUGAAGCAAGAAGGUUCCAUGUCUUCAUUGCCAAUCGUGUGCAAAUGAUCAGAGAACACACCAGCCCCAGCCAGUGGCACUACGUAGACACAACAGGAAACCCUGCUGACCAUGCGUCGAGAGGUCUAAAUGCAGCAGACAUCUCCUCAACAAACUGACUAUCAGGUCCCAAGUUCCUGUGGGAACAAGAAAUACAUCCAGAGUCUCACCUAACUCCUGAGUUGCUCCUCGGUGAUCCCGAGGUCAGGUCAAUGCAGGCGUUCACAACUAAAGUUGAACCUUCAAAGUCAGACUUUCUUACCCGUCUAGAUCGAUUCUCCUCCUGGUCAAAACUCCUGAAAGUCAUUGCAAGAAUCAAGAGGCUGAAUUCAAAGCAAACCCAUCUUGGCAAACC